Mustela erminea (ermine) is the source of this 2578-nucleotide messenger RNA. Its product is annotated as T-cell-interacting, activating receptor on myeloid cells protein 1-like. The record is from RefSeq and is a predicted model, not a curated record. The transcript is spliced from 8 exons. Gene Ontology annotation, cellular component: plasma membrane. Bases 231 to 1427 code for a protein of 398 amino acids. Lineage: Eukaryota; Metazoa; Chordata; Mammalia; Carnivora; Mustelidae.
GCAUCUCUAGAAGCUGGAGAAGGCCAGAAAAUGGGUUGUCAUCUAGAGCCCCCAGAAGGAACGCAGCCCUGAAGAUACCCUGGUUGAAGCCAGUGGGACUUGUGUUGUUGGGCUUUCCUAACCCACAGAAUGGCAAGAUGAGAAAUCCGUGUUGUCAUAAGUCACUAAACUUGUGACACCUUGAGACACCAGCAGCCCCAGGAAAUUAGCUUAAGGGCAAACCAGCACUCAUGCUAGAUGGGUUCUCUGGCAGGAGGCUAGGACUGCUGCUGACUGUGAUGACAGGGAUCCCUUCUCAGCGGCAGCCCCCGGGAGGCCCCGCGGAACAGGCUCCAGAGUCCCUUCCCAAGCCCUCCCUCAGGGCCUGGCCCAGCUUGGUGAUGCCUCGCUGGAGUAAUGUGACGCUGCAAUGCCAGACUUCUACCAAGAAUGUCAACUUUGUUCUCAGAAAGGGAAAAGUUCCUUUGGAGUCUGUGCGAUCAUGGAUUCCCACAGAUGGGCUGGCUGAAUUUCAACUCACUGAACUACAACCCAGCGAUGCUGGAGCGUACACCUGUGACUACUACAGACAGCGGGCUCCGCACACACGUUCAAAGCCCAGUGACAUCCUCCUACUACUGGUGACAGGAAGUUUUCUUAAACCUUCCCUGCAAGCCCACCAAAGGAGUGAGGUGACCACAGGAGACACCGUGACCCUGAGGUGCCAGACGCCAGCCAAUGUUUAUGAGACUAUAAUGUUUGCUCUACUGAAGGUGGGAGCAGCAGGGACAGUUCAGCUCCAGGGUCCAGUAAAGAAGGAGACAGACUUCUCCCUCCAGAAUGUGACAGCUGGUGACACUGGGAACUACAGCUGUGUGUACUUCCAGACCAGUGCUCCUUUCUGGGCCUCCGAGCCCAGCGAUCAUCUGGAGAUCUGGGUGACAGAUAAAACUGAAACGAAGCGUCCCAAGACGGUGGGAACAGGAAUAGGGACCCCUGGGAUCACCCUCAUUGUCAUCUCCAUCUUUCUCGUCCUCCUUGGAGCCUUCCUCAUCUGCAAAUACACCCGGUGUGGGGCAGCUCCUCAGAAGGUGACCAAACGCUCCCACUCUGAGGGACCUGAAGAAGUGUGGACAAGUACUCAGCCUGAGAAAGAGAAUGGCGAUCCGUCCGCAGCUAUGACGAGCAGCUCUCUGGCCUUGGUAAGUCUCCCCUGGGCCAUUCCUGUUCCACCCGUAGUCCCAGGCUCUCCAUCACUCCCUCCCUCCGGCUUUGUUAGUGGUUUCCACAUCUGCCAUCCUCCACCCCUACCCUCACUCUACUGUCCAGGAGAAUCUGGUCUGAAAUCUUCUGUGGUUUCUCUGACCAGGGAACCUCCAUCCCAUGACGAGUCCUUUCGGGGAAUAUUUCCCCCGCCUGACAUGGGGUUGAUGCUGCUGUUAUUAUAAACUAUCUGUUUCAAUCCUGGGCCGGUGACCUUCCCACCCUGAGCCUCUGUGUCUUCAUCUGGGCAAAAGGAACAAGGUGCCGCACAUCUGCGAGCUAUUUAUGAAAAUAUGGCAGCCGCCGACCGUGAAGUGGCCACGUAGAACAGCCUGGAGUAGCCCUUGCUUUUGGCAUUUACACUCCAAUUUUUUAAAAAUUGUGGCAAAAUGCUCAUAACACAAAAUUCACCAUUUAAUCAGUACAAUUUAGCGACUGUUGGAGUAUUCAUGAUGUUGGGCAAGAAUCACCAUCAUCUAGUUCCAGAACAUUCUCAUCACCCCAGAGGAAACACCUGUAAGCACGGUCUGCAUGCCCACCUCCUGCCCCGGCCAAGCCCCUGACCACCACUAGCUUUCUGUCCCUAAGGACGGACCUAUUCCGGACAUUUCAUAUUAACGCUCUCUCUGACGGCUGUUUGUGUGAAUUAUCUAUGGUUUCAUAACCAAUCAGUCCCAAACACACGACUGAGGGCAACACUUACAUCUCAGCGGGGUCUGCAGGUCGGGAAUCUGGGUGUGGCUCAGGCUGGGUCCCACAGCCUGGGAUCAAGGGGUUGGCCAGGGCUGGUUCAGGCUUCGGUAAGAAAGCGUUUGUUUCCACACUCACUCAGGUGGUGGCUGGCGGGGUUCUGUUCCUCACUGGCUAUCCACCAGAGACCACCCUGGCCACAUGGGCCUUUCCACAGGACAGCUCGUAACACAGCAGCUGGCUCGGUCAGCAUGAGCGAACGACCUGAAAAUAGGUGGGAACAAGAGGGAAGUCCUGUCUUUCGUCACCUAGUCUUGGACACGAAGGCACAGGACAGCCCAUCCUUUUCACUUAUCCCGUUGGACACAGGCAUGCCCCUAGGUCCCACCAACCUUCCAGAGGGUAGGGGAAUGCACCAAGACUCGAAGAACAGGAGGCUCUUUCUAACACAGCUGUCUACCACACUGCUGUCGCAAAUGCUGAAUCUUCAUCACCAACCUCCUCCCCAGGAAUACUUGGUCCUCUUCUCCUUGCUUCCCUUCAGGAUAGAGCAUCCCUGGUCUCAAGAGCUGAGGAGCCCCACGAAGUGACUUAUGCUGAGCUGAACACCAGAGCCCUAAGCGAGCGUCCUUCCAGCCAGACAGAG